CCAGAUGAACCAAAUCAAGUUUUUGAAUUGGUUCAGAAAAGAACCCCUUCGAGAAGGCUCCCUUCCCCUACAAAAGAACCCCCACCCGAAACGCUUUUUGGAAGGGGAAGGAGAAGAAGAGGGCGGUGCGCUGUUGCUGAACGGGAUGAUCCUUUUGCCGUAUGGUGCUGGUGAGGGCGGUGGUGUCCAUGAAGGAUGAGGAAGAGGAGUUAAUGGUAUGGAUAGAGAUGGAUAUCAAGAUUUGGAGACGGAAAUCAAAUCUUGGCAACCGGAGGAUAGAAAUAACGGUGAGUAUGUUAUUUCACGUUCACAAGAUUAAUACGCGCUGGCUUUAUGGUAUAUGGUAGGCAUUUUGUCAUCCAUGGAGGAAUUUUGACAUGAUAAUUUCGUAUUGAAUAGCAGCAGAUAAUUUGGAUUUGAUUCCCAAAUGUCCGAGGGCGAAGUAGGAGUUAAAAGACGAGAUCAAAUGUGUGGUUGGAAAACUAUUCAGCAGGUCCAGAAUUGAUGCAUUACUCGUUCAAUAUUGGGCGCCCAUAACAAUAGACGGCCAGGCUAUUCUUACAACCCAAAACCAACCAUUCGCUCUUAGUAAAAUUUAUAAAGGACUGUGUUGGUAAAGGAUGAUCUCUAAACACUAUAAAUUUUACGUGGAUGGGGAGACUACUGAACAACAACUUGGGCUUCCUGGCCGUGUAUUCAAGCAUCAAUUGGUUGGGUCCUCUCCAAAUGUCGAGUAUUACUCUAACAAAGAGUAUCCACACCGCAAACAUGCUUUUUGUUGCCAAAUUAGAGCAGCUUUGGCUUUGCCCGUGUUUGAACCCACUGACCAUACAUGUGUCGGUGUACUUGAGCUACUGUUUACCACCAGAGAUGCAUUCCUAAUUUUUUUGGAGGAAGGUUGUGCCUAUGACGCUUUUCUUGGGCUAGAUCUGAAAUGUUUAAAUCUAUGGGAACACCCGUUCAUGGAAUUAAGUGGGCAAACUAUUCAGGACAAAAAUGAAGCAGCUCUUACAGAUGAAAUCUUGGAUGUGCUGAAACUAGUGUUGGAAGUUCACGAAUUACCUUUGGCUCAGAUAUGACGAACAUACAGGGUUUGCAGAUCUCUUCUCAAGAAUGGGGUCUUUGGUUUGAGCCGCCAGAGAGGACUAUCCUCUCUGAUGGAGGAAAAUGGUGAUAUUUUUUUUAGGGCAUGUGGGCAUCAUCACUUUAGAAAGGGUAUGGGGGUUGUUGGGACGGCACUUAAGUCCCUUAAUUUGGUAUUCUGAGCCGAUGUAACCCAAUUCAGCAUAACAGAAUACCCCGUGACACACUAUGCUCGAGAGUUUGGAUUAAGUGGUUGUGGUUGUUUCUCAGUAUGCUUGUGGAGUAGUAACCCUGGAGAUGACAUUUAUGUGUUAGAGUUCCUUUUGCCGGUGAACAACAAAGUCGGUGGAAAUGUAAUGACCUCAUUAAUGAAGGAGAUAUUGGGAACAAUGAAGAAAAAAAUCCAAUGUUUUAAGCUUGCUUCUGGAGAAGAACUGGGGGAAGAAUUAAUUGUUGAAGUUAUUGAUUUUUAGUAUGGUGAGAAAAAAAUUCAAACUUUGAAGCUUUCUUCUGGAGAAGAGCUGGGGGAAGAAUUUUCUAAAGUAACUGAUUUUCACAAUGGUGAAAAACUUAAUUCUGUUCAAAUAUCCCAAACUAGGCCUGAACCAUUACAAAAUGGAGCAGAUUUGAUGGAGCUGGAGUCAUCAGAUCAACAAUCAAUGGAUGCCGUAAACAAUGAAAGCAAUGUCAUCAGUGCGGAACGAAGCAACAGUACUUGUUCACAGGAAAAAGGAACAAGAAAGAAACUAAAAAGAAAGCAGAAU
Camellia sinensis is the source of this 1847-nucleotide messenger RNA. RefSeq names its product protein NLP7-like. Gene Ontology annotation, molecular function: DNA-binding transcription factor activity. NCBI's taxonomy places the organism in Eukaryota, Viridiplantae, Streptophyta, Magnoliopsida, Ericales, Theaceae. The record is from RefSeq and is a predicted model, not a curated record.